CCUUUUUCUGCCACUGGCGUUGCCCUUGUGUGGCCGUUUGGCGCCAUGUCCGGUUAUGCCGAUGAGUCAAAGGAACUGGUCCUGGAACUGGGCCAGAAGGUGCAAGUGGCGGGCUACCCGGCGACGGUGCAGUUCCUGGGGGAGACCCACUUCGCCCCGGGCCCUUGGGUCGGUGUGGAGCUGGAGCCAGCUGUCGGCAAGAAUGACGGCUCGGUCAAAGAGCACCGGUACUUCACCUGUCCACCCAACCAUGGCCUCUUUGUGCGGCAGAGCGUGGUGAAGCUGUGGACUGAGCCGGAGCCAGGGGCCAACCAAGUAGCUCCAUCUAGCGACGAUGAGGUGGAGGAGGUGAUGCGAAUGACAAGCACCAAAUCCCGCCGGCGUGGGGGUGUCUCUGCAGAAGCUAUGCGGGACGAGGAGGAAUGGGUGCCUCCGAGCUACCCGAAGAGCCCAGAGGAGAAGCAACAGCUGCGCCAAGUCAUCGAAAGCUCGCACGAUAGCAAGCUUCGGAUGAUGUUUGGAAAUUUGUCUCCCAAAGGUCUCGAGAAGGUGGUGGAGGCCAUGUUCUGCAAGCUGCUGGCAAAGCGGGAGACCAUCAUCAAGUACGGCGACGAAGGAGACAACUUUUACAUCGUGAGGAAGGGGAGCUUCGACAUCUUCGCCUUCCGGAAGAUCCGCGGCGCUCAGGCUGAGGAGGAGGAUGGUGGCAUGGUCAAGGUCUUCGAGGCGCGCCAGGGAUUUGCCUUCGGCGAGGCGGCGCUGCUCUACAACGCCCCGAGGUCAGCCACAAUCAUAGCGAGAGAGGACUCAGAAGUUUGGUGCCUGGAGAGGAGAGCCUUCCGAGAACUCGUCAUCAGGGCUUCGGAGCAGAAGUUCAAGGAGUACACGGAGUUCCUGAAGCACUGCGACGUGCUGCAAGAGCUGGAUGUGGAGCGGAUUGCGAAAGCGAUUUCACAUGAGAUCUCCGGUUGA
Messenger RNA from Effrenium voratum, 972 nucleotides. The record is from the annotation of a GenBank genome assembly. NCBI's taxonomy places the organism in Eukaryota, Dinophyceae, Suessiales, Symbiodiniaceae.